Mugil cephalus (flathead mullet) is the source of this 4102-nucleotide messenger RNA. RefSeq names its product E3 ubiquitin-protein ligase TRIM68-like. The record is from RefSeq and is a predicted model, not a curated record. The transcript has 9 exons. Lineage: Eukaryota; Metazoa; Chordata; Actinopteri; Mugiliformes; Mugilidae. The coding region runs from base 1767 to 3593 and encodes 608 amino acids. Gene Ontology annotation, molecular function: protein binding; zinc ion binding.
AGACUUCAGAGUCAGAGAUGGACGACACUUCAGAAGUUAUUACCAAACAGAUAAGAUUCUUGGAAGCACUGGCAGAACAGCACAAGGAGGCUGAAGAAGGACUGCCUGAUGACUUUCCCUCAACGGCCGUAUUUCUGGAGACCACAAUGGUUCAAAUGCAGAACCUCAAAGCUUAUAAUGAAAAAACGAAGGAGAAACUUGGCAGACAAAUAGAUGACUUUGAAAAGAAUUGUGAAAAACAAGCAAAAUUCAUCAAGUUCCUUGAGGAGCAGCGGGAUGAAUUGUAAACAAUCAUGUCAGUUAACCCACCUGUCUGCAUCUACUGGCUCUUUGACUCUUUCUUUGGGUGAAACUUUAUCAGCGUUUCUGGAAGCGGCCUUUAACUCAUGAAUUGCGUCUUUUGUUUGAAAUAAAAUAUGUCAAUGAAAUUAUGAAAUAUAUUAGAAAAGCCUUAUUAUUCACAUAGAUGAUAUUUUGAUGUACUGGCAAUACAUUGUGCGUGUUGAUCAAACAUUUGAGAAAUGGGAAAUAAUAUGUUUGCAAAAAUGACGUAAAAUAAACAAAUUUAAAUACAUUUCUUGUCAAAUGCUUUAUAUGCAAAACUUUUUUUGUGGCAUAUUCAGGCUUAUCUUAGUAAAUAGAAACAACAACACACAUUUUGAUGUUAAUACUGUGGCGGGUAGUAUGAACUAAGAUGUGCUGUUACCACUUGUAACUGCAGGUGUCGCCAAAUCAACAAUGGCUGAAAAUUUUUUACCUAUAAUGCAAACUGAGUGUUGCAUGAUUUUAAAACUGAUUUCACAGUUGCUUCAGGUGCCACCAAUAAUAUUAUACAAAUUCAUUAAUGCUUUACAUUACACUGGAAGCAUUCUAUGAUGUGUUCCCCUUUUAUAUGAGGUAUAUAGGAGGCUGAUGUACUGUUUAUUGUGAUUGAAGUGUACAUUUCUAGAUUUUUUUUAACCUUUGUGAAGAAUCUGAAAUCAUCUGUUUUCUUGUGGUUUGAAUAAACAUUUGUGCCAGGAAGGAAUCUUGAAUGUCUCUGAAUUCCUCCCCCACCUACUUUUCUAGGUGCUUUCAGUUUCAAAAAUAAUCUUCUUCUCUGGCCACACCUUCUUUUGUGAAUCCGUGCUUCCUGUUCUUCCUGCCGCACUAAAGCACCAGAUAUAGACACACGGUGAGGACAAAAAGAAGAAGGCUGUCAAAAAAAAAACAAGGUGAGUUAUGAAAUUAUGCAGAAAUCAUUUAAUAACUUCUUGAAUGCAGCUUUGUUCAGUUUCUGUUCUGCCAUCGUUUCCAUCUGUCUGUCAGUUUCUCUCUAUGCAGCAAUGACAUGUCAUGUAUUUGAUUAAAGCUUAUACAGAAUAUUAUAUGGACCACACGUUAAUAUUAUCCAUAUAUUAUAUUAUUAUACAUUAUAUUAUAACAUCAUCAAGGUUAUGGUCUUUUAUUAUGUUUAUUAUAAGGUGCCUGUGUAAUACAGUCACUUCUGUGCCAAGUUGUUUCACUUUCACUUAUGCCCUGAUGUUAUUUUAUAUAUCUUCAAGUAUUUACUUGAGACCUACACACAAAAAAAAGAGGAUGUCAGUGUCAUGAAAUAUUUUGCGAUCAAAUGGGUGAAAACCUUUCGAAACCUGUUUAUUGUACGUGUAGGAUACACUCGUUGCUUACUACGUGGUGCUGUAAGAUGUGAUCAAAGUCCUCUAAGGAGUGUCUGGACUGUAGCUUCCUCUCAGUAUCAGCUGUUUAGAUCAAUGUGCUGACUGUACAUGACACAAGUGGCAGAUUUUACAUCAUUUCUGAUGUGCAGUAAUUGCAUUUCACUGAUGAUUUAUUCUUUCAACUGCCUCACUGCACUCAGGCCUCCCUCAUCCUGUGGAAGUCUGCCUUUUCUUGAAUGUAAGCUUGUGUCAUUGCCACCGUCUCCUGUCCUUUCGUCACAUACAGCCUUUCGUUUGGUAUUGCAGGUGAUGGCCUCAUCCACUUCUCAGCAGUCCAGUUUUAACUGCUGCAUUUGUCUUGACGACUUCACUGAGCCUGUCUCCACUCCUUGUGGACACAACUUUUGCAAAAUCUGCAUAUACACUUAUUGGGAGUCAACAAACAUUAUCCAGUGUCCGAUUUGUCAACAAGAGUUCAAGAAAGGUCUGCAGCUAAACGUGAACAUCCUGCUCAGAGAUCUCAUUGAGGAAAAACAGAGUAAAACCCAGAAGGCUUCAGAGGAAACGAACCAAACGCAGGAUAUUUUGUGUGAUUUGUGUGCUGGAGAGAAGAAGGUGAUAGCAACCAAAUCCUGUCUGGACUGUGAGCAGUCUUUCUGUUGUGAACAUGUGAAAUCUCACCAUGAUGACGCUGAGCUGAAGACUCACGAGCUGCUGGAUCCUGUGAGCAGACUGAAGGACAGGGUUUGUAAGAGUCACAAAAAACUUUUGGAACUGGUUUGCCGUGAGGAUCUGACUUGCGUGUGCGUGUUGUGCAUAAAAUCAAACCACCAGAACCAUCUGUGUGUCCCUCUGAAGAGCCGCCUGAGAAGGAAAAAGUCCAAGGUAGACCAAGAACUGGACGAGGUGCUAAAUGAGAUCAAGGACAGGAAGAAGAUGUUGGUGACGGUUGAGGGAUCAGGAGAAAUUGGAAAGAAAAACGUGAGGACCGACAUCGCAGACGUCCGGAGGAUCUUCAAUCAACUCAAAAGUGUGCUACAGACAGGUGAGUCGGGGCUUGUGACAGCCCUCGCCUUGCUACAAAGAAAAACUGAAAAACGCAGAGAGGACAUGAAAGAAAAGCUUCAGGAAGAAAUCAUCUCACUGGAGGAGAGGAAAGAGGAACUGGAUCACCUCUCUAAGAUUGGAGACGACCUGCGUUUUCUACAGACUUGGCACUCUCUGAGUGACCCACCCGUUACUAAAGACUGGUCCGGGAUCAGUGUCUACAGUGAUUCAGCGGUGGGGAGCGUGCGAAGCGGUUUCAUCAGGCUGCUAAGUGAACUCCGCAACAAGAUGAAUGAUGAAAGGAAAACGCUGGUUUCAAAGGAGAUAAAGAGAAUCCAGCAAUAUGCAGUCGAUGUAACUUUGGACCCCGACACAGCGAACAAUCUCCUCGUUGUGUCUGAUGAUGGGAAGGAGUUGAGAAACGAAGGAUUUCCUCAGACACUUGCAGACAACCCGGAGAGGUUUGACACUCUCCUCGGGGUUCUGGGUAAAGAAGGCUAUUCCUCUGGCGCCUUCUACUUCGAGGUGCAAGUGGAAGGCAAGGUUGCAUGGGACAUUGGGGUUGCGUUGGAGACGGUCGACAGAAAAGGGCAAACCGAUGUCUGCCUGCGAAACGGCUACGCGGUCCUGAUGCUGAGGGACGGGAAGAAUUUCAAGGCUUGUGACCGACCCCCGGUGGAAAUUGUUCUCAGCCAGACACCCAGAAAAGUCGGGGUGUUUGUGGACUAUGAGGAGGGGGAGGUCUGCUUUUACGAUGUCGGGAACGAGGCUCACAUCUACUCCUUCACGCGCUGCAGAUUUCCCAACGGGAAGUUGCUGCCGUAUUUUAACACCUGCACCCACCACGAGGAAAACAACGGCCCAAUGGUUAUCACCCCCGUUAGUUAGAAGCGACAGAUUUGCUGUUUGCAUUUAACAAAUUCUACAAAAAGUGUUAUGAUGAAGGAAUGACGGAUGAAUGAAGCAUUUGUGUUUUGUUUUUUUGUGCAAUACAUGUAGAGAUCAAAAAAUAAACUGUUAAGCAUCCUGGUCGUGUAAAUAAGAAAACAUUAAUCAGUAUUGUUCAUGUUCUAAACUUCAUGUAUAAGAGCUUCACAGGGUCUUGGUCUCUGUUCUAUGUCGACUGUGCCAGAUACUAAUUAUUUGUAGUAGAAGGAUUUAAAGGGCAGGUGAUUGCUUUCAGUGGGUUGUUCUCUGUAUCUGCCUCUGUGUUCUGAGUUUACACAAAUCUAAGCUCAUUACGAUGGCAGAAGUUGUGGUGCUAACUUCUGCAUGUCAUUUAUUUUCAGGGAGUAAUGUAUGAUGUAUUAUAUUGUUGCUAAUUUGCAAUAAACACUAAGUGCCACUGUGACUGGGAAAUGCUUAUAGUAUUUCACAGUAUUUAUUCAUAAACCAAA